AUGGAUUCAACGCCAAACAAUCCUAAACUAUCAUUUAUACAACGUUAUCAUAUUUUACUUAAAACCCAUUAUUUUUUAUUCUUUUCCGCAUUUGGUGUUAUAUUUCCAAUAUUAAGUUUAAUUCUUCGUUCUCAUGGUCUUUCCAAUACAGAAAUUUCUAUUUCAAAUAUAUUUCUCCCAUUCUCAGUCUUUCUAACAAGUCCAUUAAUCGGUUUUAUUGCUGACAAAACUCGUCGAUAUCUUUUAACAUUUAAUAUUUUACUCAUUAUUGUUACUAUUACUGUUACCGGUAUAUUUUUCUUACCAUAUAUUAAAUCUCGUCAUAUUAUUGGUAAUUUACAUUAUGAGAAACAAUCUGAAUAUAUGCUCGAUUUUUGUGCUAGUCAAGAAGUAGCAACGAAAUGUUCAUCAAGAGUUGAAUGUGGUUGUUCUUAUCGAGCAUUUUGUAAAAAAGAUAAUUUGACGUUCAAUUUUAUAUUUACAAUGAAUAAUCAUAGUGUAAAGCAUGAUUUACACGAAAGUGAACGAUCUAUAUGUGAUAUUAAAUACCAUGUUCCAAUUGAAAAAACUUUAUUGAAUGAAACGUUAGAUAUACAACAAUCAGUGAAUGUAAAAUGUCAUAUAAUUUGCUCAAUUCCUUAUUUUUGUCAUGGUUCACGAUAUCCUAAACAAAUGAUGUAUAUUAUUUUUUAUCCAAUUUUAUAUGUUCUCGGUACAAAUCUACUUUCAAUUGGAAAUGUUAUUGGUGCAUCGAUUGGUUUUGCUAGUUUAUCCCGUGCAGAUUUAUUUGGAAAACAACGUGUAUGGGGUACAGUUGGUUUUGGUAUAACAGCAUUUGCUGCUAGUCGUAUUUAUGAAUACUUUCAUAGUGAAUAUGUUUACAUAAUUAUGUUUGACAUUAUUGCUAUUUUGACAAUUAUUAUAACAAGUUUUGUUCCAAUACGGCCAGUUGAAAUGACAGACAAUAAUAAAAAGAAACAAAAAUUUGAUUUAUCGAUUCUUAUAUCAUUAUUGAAAAAGGUUGAUGUGCUUGUAUUUCUUUCUACAACAUUUGUUUGGGGAAUGAGUUUUGGUUGCAUGUUUCCGUAUCUUGGUUUAUAUAUUGAUGAAAUUGCUCCAUGUCAUUCACGUUCAAUUAUUGGUUGGAUGUUAUUAGUAUCAUCUAUAUCAGAAGUUAUCGCAUUUUAUUUUGCUCGAAGAGUAAUUAAAUUUUGUGGUAUUAAUUUAUCAUCGGUUCUCAUCUUUCUUGCAUUUGCUUUACGAUUUUUUGGAUAUUAUUUUAUAAGAAAACCUUAUUGGUAUUUACCAGUCGAAACGAUGCAUUUUUUUAAUUUUGGUAUUCUUUAUGUAUUAAUUGCUGAACGAGCAGAUACAAUCGCACCACCUGGACUUUCCGGUACACUUCAAGGUAUUGCUCAUGGAAUUACACAUGGUUUAGAACGUCUUCUCUUUCUUGUUUUUGGCAUCUUAAAUAUGAUUGCUGCUAUUAUUUAUUCAAUCUAUUUUUUAUUAUCAAAAAAAUCCGCAGGCAAAAAUAUGACUUCAUCAUCAACUAAUAAUAAUGUUGUGCUCGAAAAGGAUGAAGAAACUCUACCGUCAAUACCGAUGAUAACAAUACAAGAUGAACAGUAA
Molecule: messenger RNA, 1632 nt
Organism: Adineta steineri
Lineage: Eukaryota; Metazoa; Rotifera; Eurotatoria; Adinetida; Adinetidae
Source: the annotation of a GenBank genome assembly